Molecule: messenger RNA, 1567 nt
Organism: Babjeviella inositovora NRRL Y-12698
Lineage: Eukaryota; Fungi; Ascomycota; Pichiomycetes; Serinales
Gene: ANP1
Product: Anp1p
Exons: 2
Coding region: 260-1561 (433 amino acids)
Biological process (GO): cell wall mannoprotein biosynthetic process; protein N-linked glycosylation
Cellular component (GO): mannan polymerase complex
Molecular function (GO): alpha-1,6-mannosyltransferase activity
Source: RefSeq, a predicted model, not a curated record
GCUAGACAGUGGCAUACGAAGGUCUGCUUAACCAUUCACGUGCACAGUACCAAUCUACCGUAUACAUCUGUUGCUUGCUUUUCUGGUCCAUUGUUUUUUCCAGUCACUUGUGCAUCUUACGCCGGUACCCAAUUGCUGAUCUAGAAACCACCUGUGUUUGCCUGUCACGUUCCUUUCCGUGUAUAGUCACCACCCAGACAGAGUACUGCGCCUGGAAUAGACCCAGAACUGAACCCGUGGCGCUUAACCAUUCACAAGCAUGACUAACUUUAGUCCCAAAUCCCGAUCGAACCUCUGGAGAGGCCCGGUAUAUCUCUCUCUCCUUUCGCUCGGUGCCCUACUAUUUUUCAUCUACCAGAAGCUCGCCUCUGGCCGCUACACCCCUAACUUUGCUGCCCACGAGGGCGUUGAGUUCUACGACUUGCUAGACUCCGUCGGUUCUGACGACGGCUGGCAGCGCGAGGAACGUGUGCUUUUUUGUGUGCCUCUCAGAGACGCCGAGGCCCAUUUGUCCAUGUUCUUCGGACACAUGCGCAACUUGACCUACCCGCAUCACCUCAUCGAUUUGGCCUUCUUGGUUUCUGACUCUUCCGAUGACACCAUGGGUGCGUUGAAGCGUAACCUCCAGGCCGUACAGACCGACAAGGAUAGCCGUUUGCAUUUCGGGGAGAUUGAGAUCUUUGAGAAGGAUUUUGGCCAGUCCAUCGGCCAGGGUUUCUCCGACAGACAUGGUUUCGCGGCCCAGGGCCCGAGACGUAAGUUGAUGGCGCGCGCCAGAAACUGGUUGUGGUCCGUUUCCGUGAAGCCGCAGCACUCUUGGGUCUACUGGAGAGACAUUGAUGUGGAAACUGUGCCGCCAACCGUGUUGGAAGACUUGAUGCACCACGGCAAGGAUGUCAUCGUGCCGAACGUGUGGAGGCCGUUGCCAGACUGGUUGGGCAACCAACAACCAUACGACUUGAACUCGUGGCAGGAGUCUGACGGUGGGCUUGCUUUGGCCAACACCUUGGAUGAAGAUGCGGUGAUUGUCGAAGGCUAUGUCGAAUACGCCACCUGGAGACCGCACUUGGCGUACUUGCGUGACCCUUACGGCGACCCAGAAGUGGAGAUGGAGUUGGAUGGGAUCGGUGGUGUGUCCAUCUUGGCCCGUGCUGCUGUUUUCCGCUCCGGCUCGCAUUUCCCUGCCUUUUCGUUUGAGAAGCACGCCGAAACCGAGGCGUUCGGAAAGAUGUGCAAGCGUAUGGGCUUUUCCGUCAUCGGGUUGCCCCACUACGUCAUCUGGCACAUCUACGAGCCGUCGUCCGACGACUUGAAGCAUAUGGAGUGGAUGGCCCAGGAGGAGGUCAGACAGGAGGAGGAGAAGAAGUCCAAGGAGUUGUACGCGAAGGUCUGGGGUUCUGGCUUCGAAGACGCCAAGGAUGAGUGGGAGAAGGAGAAGAAUAAGAUCUUGCGUAACGCCGACUUUGCCGACAGAAAGAAAAUUGUCGUAGAUUGGAGUGGAGCUGACGAUUUCCCGGAACAGCCUCCGGGUAAGUUGGCAGGGUUUGACCCCAAGGCGUAGAUCCCC